This is a messenger RNA of Parnassius mnemosyne (clouded apollo), 1959 nucleotides long. The record is from the annotation of a GenBank genome assembly. Lineage: Eukaryota; Metazoa; Arthropoda; Insecta; Lepidoptera; Papilionidae.
AUGUGGCGUAAAAUUGCCGAAGAUUUUGAAAAGCUUAGAGGUUUUCCAAAUUGUAUAGGCGCAUUGGAUGGAAAACAUUUUGUUAUUAAAGCCCCAGCCAAUAGUGGUUCUAUAUAUUUUAAUUAUAAACACACAUUCUCAAUUGUUUUAUUGGCGUUAGUGGACGCAUGCUACAAAUUUAUUGCAGUUGAUUUUGGCGCUUACGGACGAAACAGUGAUGGUGGCAUUUUUGCACAAUGUAAUCUUGGAAAACGUUUAGAAAAUGGGACGCUUCAUGUACCUAUUGGUAAAAAUUUACCCGGUUCCUCUACGUUUGCACCAUAUGUAAUAGUUGGUGAUGAAGCGUUUCCUUUGAAAACAUACCUAAUGCGACCGUAUCCAGGACACCAAGCAACAGGUGACGCUAAUAAAACGAAUUUCAAUCAUAGACUGUCUUUGGCCCGGCGACUAGUCGAAAAUGCCUUUGGUAUUUUGACACAAAGAUUUAGAAUAUUUCAAAGAAGAAUGAAACUUGCUCCAGAAAAUGUUGAUUACAUUAUUCUAUCUACAUGCGUACUGCAUAAUUUUUUAUGCGAACAAAAAGAUUACACAGGGCUUAUCAAUCAUAGUGCACAAAAUGCGCAACCACAUUUAUUAAAUCCAUUGAGCGUUCAACCAGGAAGACCGGCUAAUGAUGCAUUUGCGGACGCACGAGCCCACAUCCUGGCGUACGCUGCUUGCUUAAGACAUGGGCUCAUACCUAAUUUGCUAGAUGGCGGUCAUAACGCUCGCUUCAACUGUCGUGAUGCGGUCUGGUGGUGGUUGCAAAGUAUAAAACAGUACUGCAGCGAGGCGCCGCAAGGCUAUGCGCUGCUGGGCGAGCCGGUGGCACGCUUGUUCGCGCGCGACGGGGAGCCCGCGCCCCGCACACAGCCGCUGUACGACGUCAUGCAGGAGGCGCUUGACACGCACUUUCAGGGCCUUGUGUUCCGAGAGCGAAACGCCGGGCGCGCCAUCGACGCCCACAUGACAGAUAAAGGAUUCAACGUGCAAAUCGGUAUCGACCCCGAGACCGGAUUCCCGUUUGGGGGUAACGAUUACAAUUGUGGCACUUGGAUGGACAAGAUGGGCUCGUCGGAGGCGGCGGGCACGCGCGGGCGGCCGGCCACGCCGCGCGACGGCAGCGCCGUGGAGCUGGUGGCGCUCGCCUACAGCGUGGCGGCCUGGCUGGCGGCCCAGCACCGCGCCGCGCGCUUCCCGCACGCCGGCGUGGCGCGGCGCCACCGCGGCGGCGCGCUCACCGCCUGGACCUACGCGCAGUGGGCCGAGCGCAUCCGCCGCAACUUUGAGCGCUUCUUCUGGGUGCCGGCCGCGCCCAGCGCCGCCGACUUGCGUCCCGACCUCGUGCACCGCCGCGCCAUCUACAAGGACACGCACGGCGCCACGCGCCCCUGGGCCGACUACCAGCUGCGCUGCAACUUCCCCGUCGCCAUGGCCGUCGCGCCCGAACUCUUCGACCCGAAGCACGCUUGGCUUGCGCUCGACAACGUCGAGCGGCUGCUGCUGGGCCCGCUCGGCCUGAAGACGCUCGACCCGGCCGAUUGGGCGUACCGCGGCGACUACGACAACUCGAACAAUAGCGACGACCCGAACGUCGCCCACGGAUACAACUAUCACCAGGGCCCCGAAUGGGUGUGGCCGCUCGGGUUCUAUCUGCGGGCGCGUCUCGCGUUCGCACAGGAGAACGGUGUGUACGCGAAGACGGUGGCCGCAUCGUACGCGGCACUGGCGCCGCUCGUGAGCGAGCUGCGUGCGUCGCCGUGGCGCGGCGUGCCCGAAUUGUGCAACGCGGGCGGCGCGUACUGCGCGGACUCGUGCCGCUCGCAGGCCUGGAGUUCGGGCACGGCGCUGGAGGCGCUGCACGAGCUGGAGCUGGCGCGGCGCGCGCUGGGCCCCGCCGCGCCGGCGCCGGCGGACUGA